Molecule: messenger RNA, 1195 nt
Organism: Brassica oleracea var. oleracea
Lineage: Eukaryota; Viridiplantae; Streptophyta; Magnoliopsida; Brassicales; Brassicaceae
Exons: 2
Coding region: 248-988 (246 amino acids)
Source: RefSeq, a predicted model, not a curated record
UAAUGGGCAAAGGAAAGUAGAAGAAGGUGGACUUACAGAACAGCAGGGCACUUUCGUCAUGUCUGAAAAGACCUCUCUACGACGCUUAUAAAAACCUGACCUCACAGAGCAAUCUCACAUUCACGCACGCGCAUCCAUAAUCUUUAAUAUUGUUUCUCUCCAUCUUCACCGUUUCAUACGAAACUCAUUACGAUAUACUUUUUCUCUCUCAAAGCCUCUUUUCAUUUCUCCGACCAGACUGUGAGAGAUGCUCAAGGAAAGACAGGUUUCGCCGGUUUCAAGCACCAGAAACAACAGGGCAUCUCCUUACCCUAUCCGCUCUUCUCGGAGCAAGAAACAAAAGGAAACCGAGUCACCUCCUCUUGCGUCAGAGAGUGUGAGUGAAUGGGAGGAUGUGAGGUGUGUCAUCUGCAUGGAGCCGCCGCACAAUGCUGUCCUCUUGCAAUGCUCUUCCUUCUCCAAAGGAUGUCGUGCUUACAUGUGCGACACCAGCUCCCGCCACUCCAACUGCUUCAAGCAGUACCGCGGAAACAAGAAGACCAGUAGCAAGACUCUCAAGUGUCCGUACUGCAGAGGAGAGGUCCACGGGACGAUGAAGUCUACUUCCGCACGGAGGUUCAUGAACGCGAGACCUAGGUGCUGUACUAUGGACGACUGCGAUUUCUCUGGGACGUAUUCUCAGCUCAAGACUCAUUUGAAAGCUGAGCACCCCGGUUUUAUAACGCCAAUGAUGGACCCGGAGCAACACAUGUGGGAGCAGCUGCAGAGAGAUAGAGAGGCGGAGUACGUUGAAACGCUCAACGCUCUUCAUAGAUGGGAAGCGGAACAGAGAUCAUUGCUGGCUGGCCCUCUCUAUCAGUUCCCUCCACUCCACCACCACCACCACCAUCCCUAUCUCAGCUUUGAUGCUUUCAUCGAUCGUUUUACUGGUGUAAGGGGGCAAGCUAGUGCUGCCAAUUACCCCCAUGGGAACAUGUAUCCCAGUUGAAAUUCUUGAAGAUCCCAAGCGCAUAGUGUAUGAUGAAUUCCAUCAAAGUUUUGAUGUCUCUCUUGAUAUAAUGGUUAGGUUUUUAUAGAGACAACUCAGCUCUGCUUCUAGGCAUAAUCUUCUUUAUAUUGUUUGUAGUCAAGUGUCUGUAGUUUCGCAUAUUCAAUCAAAAGAUUGUGUUCAAAGCAAAAUAUUCACAUUUUUUCA